AUGUAUCAUUCCACCCAGCCAAACGGCGCAGAGGGUGCGACCAUCAAUCCCGCGACAAUCAACCCUGCCGCGCUCAAUCAUGAACUUUUGAACGCAAACCGAGGGCUAAAACGCAGUCGCUCACCUGAUUAUCAAGAAAUACACUCAUCUGGAACACCAGGAGACGAUGGUGACAACCCCAGGAAGCGUGGGAGGCCGACGAUGAAACCUCGACCGACGGGAGGCUUAGCAGAUCAAUCGCAGCAACCCCCUCACAUAAGCUCCAACUUGCCCACCAUGGUGCCGCCGCCACAAACUCCGCAGACACAGAGCGUGCCUCUCCCAGCCCAGGCAACAUACAUCCCCGCCCAUGCGCCUCAGACCUCGCCACCACCAAAGACGACACCUACGAAGACGACCCUGAAGGCAUUGCCUACUGUGCGUGAUCACACCACGGAUCAACUCGGACCCGGGGGCGAUGAGUACUUGCCGCGUGAAACCGACGAAGCUGGCGAGAAGAAGGUCAUGCCCAAUGGUCAGCUUACUGGCAACCGUGAAUACAGAUGUCGAACAUUUCUGGUUCCCAAUAGAGGCGACAAGCUCUUCAUGCUGGCCACGGAGUGCGCCAGGGUUCUGGGCUACAGGGACUCGUAUCUGUUGUUUAACAAGAACAGGUCGCUCUUCAAAAUUAUCGCCAACCAAGUGGAAAAGGAUGACCUAGUGGCACAGGAGAUAUUGCCGUUUUCGUACAGAUCGCGGCAAAUCGCCAUAGUGACCGCUCGGUCCAUGUUUCGACAAUUCGGUAGCAGAGUCAUUGUGAACGGACGACGAGUACGGGAUGAUUAUUGGGAGGGCAAGGCCCGCAAGCAGGGCUUCACCGAGGCAGAUUUGGCUGGUGAGAAGAGACCUGGUGCAUCCAAAGCUCGCGAAGAAGCCGCUGCAGCCGCUGCAGCCAACAAUCCUCCUCCUCUUGUGGGCGGCCCUCAUGGCGAAAUUGUUUACACGAAUACUCCAGGCCAAUUUGGUGCUCCGCCGCAGCCGCAGCUAGUUCAACCAGGUAUGAUUGGAGCGCCACCCGGAAGCUCGAUGAGAAUGCCCAUGAUAACCGCUCCAUCCACAGAUUUGAACGAUCGCCGCCCAGACUACAACUUCAUCAAAGGUGGCCCCCGCCAGGAAAUCACAGGCCCUGCUUACCAGGACAGAACUCAGUCAAGCCCCUUGUCUGAGAUCCAUGCGCAGGCCCAUCAUGCUGCUGAAUUCAACCGCUCACUCAAUUCAGGCCGCGAGGUACGGAACGACUAUAUGCAGAACAUGUGGCGGAGACCUCACGAACAACCAUCUACUCCGACAGUUGGUGGUGCCGAUUCGUCGCUUCCAACAACUAGACCGGGGCAGUCGCCACACGCCGCUGCUGCGAACCUACAGCAGCCAUCCUUGGUGCCGAAUCAGAGUCCUCAAAUGAUGAUGACUGCUGCCCCUUACUCUCAGUCGAUUCAUACCCAGCAGCCCAUCAGCCAGGCACCCAUGCGAGGCAUGCCUCAAGCUCCAUCCCAGAAGCAACCACGACCGCCUAGCUUGUCGGGUCCCUCAGGUAACAUUGCUCCAAGUCCCCAGGCAUACAACUAUGGUCAGAAUGCCAUGUGGAGUCAUCCUCAGACUCCUCAGACCCCUCAGCAUUAUUCUGGGUAUACUACUCAGCCUCAGCAAUCACCCCAUCCCCAACAGUCACCAGCGCCCCAGCUCCGCCACCCUCCGGGCAAUCCGCAGAUGCAGCCGACGGCGAUGCAAUACCCUGGAAUGCCUGGCAUGAGCAACUACGGCAACCCAGGUCAGGGCAUGUAUCCACCGGAGCAAACCCCAAGACAGUUCAUGCCUCAAAACCCGGCACCAGCACCAGCGGUGACUCAAGGGUGGUCAAACCAGCAGAGCCCAGCUGGUGGUAAUUGGUGGGCUAAUCAACCUCAAUGA
Messenger RNA from Truncatella angustata, 1947 nucleotides. Its product is annotated as chromatin remodelling complex Rsc7/Swp82 subunit-domain-containing protein. The coding region runs from base 1 to 1947 and encodes 648 amino acids. Gene Ontology annotation, cellular component: nucleus. The record is from RefSeq and is a predicted model, not a curated record. The transcript is spliced from 3 exons. Lineage: Eukaryota; Fungi; Ascomycota; Sordariomycetes; Amphisphaeriales; Sporocadaceae. Gene Ontology annotation, molecular function: chromatin DNA binding.